This is a messenger RNA of Labrus bergylta (ballan wrasse), 4586 nucleotides long. Its product is annotated as synaptotagmin-2. NCBI's taxonomy places the organism in Eukaryota, Metazoa, Chordata, Actinopteri, Labriformes, Labridae. Gene Ontology annotation, molecular function: syntaxin binding; phosphatidylserine binding; calcium-dependent phospholipid binding. Gene Ontology annotation, biological process: calcium ion-regulated exocytosis of neurotransmitter; synaptic vesicle endocytosis; regulation of calcium ion-dependent exocytosis. The record is from RefSeq and is a predicted model, not a curated record. Gene Ontology annotation, cellular component: plasma membrane; dense core granule; axon.
AGACAGAAAGACAGAGAGAGAGAGAGAGAGAGAGAGAGAGAUGGAGACAAAGAGGUAAAGAGGCUGUGUGCGUGAGUACAUUGUGGGAGUAGGGAGGUGUGUGUGUGGAAAACGGGGGAGAUGGUGAGCACUAGAAUAGGAGGAGGAGGAGGAGGAGGAGGGGUGUAGUGCUGCAGUGGAGAGAAGUGAGAGGAGACUGCAGUCUCUGCUUAUGGGAGCGAUCAGACUAUGUUGCCACAGCUCUGAGGGACUGAAGCCCGUACAGUUAUUGAUAUUGGAUGGGCCUCCUCGCAAAGAGGAAUACCACAUCUGACCGGGACGCUGCACCUAGUCUUUGACAAUGAAGUUCAACUUGUUCAGAACACCACAGGCUGUGAAGGCGGCCGAGCCCACAGGUGCCACCACCGCGACCAUGGCUCCCACUGUCCCCCCAGCUUUCAUCUCAACAUCUGCCCCGGACAUCUCUGGGUCCAACAACACAGAGAUCAAUAAGAAUGACAUGUUUGAGGAGAUCAAGAGCAAAUUCUUGAAUGAAAUUGAUAAAAUCCCAUUGCCUCCCUGGGCUCUGAUUGCCAUUGCUGUAGUGGCUGCACUGCUCAUCCUUACGUGCUGCUUCUGCAUAAUCAAAAAAUGCUGCUGCAAGAAGAAGAAGAAUAAGAAAGGGAAGAAGGGCAAGGAUGGCUUUAACAUGAAGAACAUGCAGGGUGGUGAGAAACUCCAGGAUGAGGAGGACGAUGACGAGGGAGAGACCGGACUGACGGAGGAAGAAAAAGAGGAAGAGGAGAAAGAAGAAGAGAAACUGGGGAAGCUGCAAUACUCUAUUGAUUAUGACUUUGAGAAUACAAAGCUCACAGUUGGCAUCCUUCAAGCCGCCGACCUCAUGUCCAUGGACUCAGGUGGAACCUCAGACCCUUACGUUAAAGUCCAGCUCCUACCUGAGAAGAAGAAGAAGUAUGACACCAAAGUCCACAAGAAAACACUGAACCCUGUCUUCAAUGAGUCAUUCGUAUUCAAGGUGCCCUAUGAGGAGCUGGGUGGGAAGACUUUGAGCAUGUCUGUUUUUGACUACGAUCGAUUCUCCAAACAUGACGUCAUUGGAGAGGUGAAGAUUGCCAUGAACACCAUCGACCUCGCACGACCAAUCGAGGAGUGGCGGGAUCUGGAGAGCGCAGAUCAAGAAGAGCCUGAGAAACUCGGAGACAUCUGCAUCUCCCUCCGUUACGUCCCCACUGCCGGGAAACUCACCGUCUGCAUCCUGGAAGCAAAGAACCUGAAGAAGAUGGAUGCCUGCGGAUUAUCUGAUCCUUAUGUUAAGAUCCAGCUCCUGCAGGGGGGUAAACGCCUGAAGAAAAAGAAGACUACAGUGAAGAAGAACACCUUGAACCCUUAUUAUAAUGAAUCUUUCAGCUUUGAAAUCCCCCUGGAACAGAUGCAGAAAAUCUUGGUGGCAGUCACGGUGUUUGAUUACGAUAAGAUCGGUAAGAAUGACGCCAUCGGGAAGAUCUUUGUGGGCAGUAAGGCGUCCGGCCUCGGCCUGAAGCACUGGUCCGACAUGUUGGCUAAUCCCCGCCGUCCCAUUGCCCAGUGGCAUCCGUUGCAGCCAGAGGAGGAUAUCGAUGGUCAGCUGGCGUCCUUGAAUGCAAAGAAGUAACAUGCUCCACCAACCAGCUAAUGCACUAACUCUGAAACCCAAACCCAAACCCUGCCCCUACUUUGCAUGAAAACCCAUGACUUACCAAAUGACAAGUCGUCAUGAAACCUGCUCAGCAAAAAAGAGACAUCUUAGAAAUCCCAAUCAUUCAUGGUUAAGUCAAAAAGAAACUAUUUUAAACAUCACAUUUCACACAUUACUGUAUGUUGGGAGGAGUGGCAUCGAGUUAUCGGGCGAUUGCUUCAUGAAUGAUCGACUUUUAGUCUUUCUUUCAUUUGACGAAACUCAGAAACUGAUUUUAAGGGUGCUGAAACUGAAUGAGAGUCCAGGUGAAGACAAUGCUGGAGAUGAAGCUUUAGUUUAGUUUAGUUUAUAGAGCAUGCGUUACUUACCUCCCCACUGCUCUGCAUACUCCAUUCCCAGUAUUGUAGCUUGCUUUUAAGUGUGCUAUAACUUGCAAUAGAAAGUACCGUAGUGUUGGGUUACUUCCUGCAUAGAGUCUGUUUAAGUCUAUUAAUGCAAAAAAGAUGAAACUGAGAGUGAAUGAGAUAAAAGUCACUAAAUGCUGCAAUCCAUGUUGCAAUUUAUUUGAAAGAAAAAAAUCUGUUUUAAUGAUCAUCCUCAUUUUAUAAGCAAACUAACUCAGAAGGAGAAACAUUCAGAAAACCACUUGGCAGGGAUGACAGAGUUGUUUUAUUUAAGUUGCCUGUUUUCAUCUAUGCAUUUAGGAACAAAAUGCAUUCAUGUGUCUUCAAACGAAUCUGAUGUAAGACAGGAGAACAAGGGUGCCUUUCCUGAUAUGACUCUUUGAGAAAUACACUAAGCUUCAUUGUUGUGUUUUGAAAGGGGAACUUGCUGAGUUGAAAUCAUUCAAAAGUAGUCAGGGACACUGCGAAUGUGCCAUUUGAGAUCUGUAUUGAGCUGUGUGACCACUUGGAUGUAAAACCUUACCUGUCAGAGGACAAAGUAAGGCUACCUAGGAAGGCUAACCAAUGAUGUUCAGACCCACGAUGACUAUGCUUCUUUUAAAUCCUGCUGUUGCUUCCUGAAUACAGUGCCAUCUGAUGCAUUUUGAUUUCGAUACCCAUGAAAUGGAUUGUCUGUCUCUUGUUUUCCAAUGAGGUCGUUUACAGAACACGCUGCAGUGCACUUCAACGCUUGUGAAAUAGAUUCAGGAUAUCUGUCAAAAAGAAAAUGUUUUUAUAGAGAAAUUCAAUCUGAAUUGUAAGUUGUAGCCGGCACUUUUUAAGAGGACGGGAAUUCAAGUAAACAAUUGCAUAUUUGUAAAGGCAAAUGCUACAUCGAACAUAUUAUACGAUAAACAUAUCUUGGACCAUUUGCUUGAACCAAAUACAGCUGCAGAAUCUAGCAAUUAUCAUGCCUCACAGAAUUUCAUGUGGUUUGACUCGUUCAGUCGUCAGCCACAAGCUUUGUAAAGCAGGAGCCAAACAUGAUGGUGUUCAAACAUCAUCUCAGACAUACUGCGCUCGGUUGGAAUGUAGAUGGACGGAGGCAGAUGAUGGCAAAAUUAUUUUAACAUUAAAAGUAACUCAAGACCUCAUUCUGAAGUUUAAUUCAAGUGAAACACUUGAACUUGAAACAUAAUAUUAAUUUUUCUAGAGCAACCCUGAAUUCAGUAUACAGCUCUUGAGUCAUAUACAGAGAUUUAGAUGAGAAUUCUACUUGAAAGUUGAGGUUGUAGGAUAACCUGUUCAAGCUGCAACCCUCAGAGUUAUUUUAUUGAGUCCCGAUCAUUCUUACCCAAGGAGGACUUUGCUGUAGUCGUUGGGAAUGUGGAAAUUAUAAUGGAGGAGCUCAGCUAAAUAUACAAAAAGAAAAAUUGGAACAUAGAGACUUUGAUUUGAUAAAAAGAAUGAAUAAAGCCUCAAAUUCUCAUCUAGGAGUGAAACAAAAUGUAUUGAAUAUUCUAAUUUUAACAAAGGGUAAAAAAUGUGUUGAAUAUUAGGUGUCUACCACUCAUAGCAAUGUGCCCUGCAGAAUAAAAGAGAUCAGAAUCAGCAGUUAAAUACAAAAAAAGCAUUAUAACAGAAGAAAAAAUAGAAAGUAUAGUGCACAAAACAUUCAGUUUAAUCAGUUAAAAACUAAUUAAAAUAAUUUUGCUAACUUUGAAGUAAUCAAAUUGGUUUAAUUAAGUCAUAUAAUUUAGUUAUUUUUUAUUUAACCAGGAAGAAAAACUCAUUGAGUUAAAAAAAAAAAAAAUCUAUUUUUUUCAAGAGUGUCCUGGUCAAGACAAGCAGCAGCACAGUUAACAGAGUUUCUGACAAACAACAAGCAGCCUUAUAUACGAGCUAUAUAUAGUAAAGAUACAUAAUUACUACACUUUAAAAGACAAAAAAUAACAAAUUCAAACGUCAAAUAUUUGUUAAGAUCACCACAACCAUUAAUAUGAAGUAUGACGCUCUAAAAGAGAAGUUUAGAUGAUAGACAUUAGACUAUCGAGGCUCGAUUUUCCCUCCUGAUUUUAUUUUACAUGAUAGUGGAACUCAAAAAUGAGAAUCCAAAAAAGGUGAUUUUUAAUGUUUAAUAUAAAAUUCUUUCAUUUUUGUGGUAUCUUCAUUUCUAUGGUCCAAAUUGUGAUUAAAUAUCAGGAUGAGAUUUUACAGUUGCAGAUAAAAAUUCAAAAAUGAAAAAGCCGUUUUUUGCUUCCGCAGGACGCCAUAAAGUCAUCUCAAUUAAUAAUUACAAUGUAAGAGGAUGAACAGCCGCACACUGAUUGGUCCAUUCACAGUACUACUUCUUCCUGUUGUUAACAUUCUGCAUCGCGCAACCUUUGUGAAUAAGCUACAGCAUGUCUUUAAAAGAUAAUGUAAAUAGAAGCAUGUUUUAAAGAGAAACCAUGAUUAUAUUGUGUAUGUGUGUUUGUGUUCUGUGUCCUUUUUUUAUAAUAAAACAGUAAAAAAAAAAAAAAAAAAAA